Molecule: messenger RNA, 4267 nt
Organism: Notodromas monacha
Lineage: Eukaryota; Metazoa; Arthropoda; Ostracoda; Podocopida; Cyprididae
Source: the annotation of a GenBank genome assembly
GUCGCAAUUAAAUUGGAUAGCACCAUUUUCCCCAAGAUUAGGACUUAUCCUUAGGAAGCAGAGGAUUCUUGCAACCGGAUUGCUCUGGCGAUAUUCCGCGUGGGAGAUCCUUCUAUAGUUUUAAACAGAUAAAUGAACCUUGAACUUGUCCAGCUUGAAAGAAACGGACUGGAAGUUUUAUCAGCGGACACCCCUCAAUCAUUAAUGAAAUGAAAAUGCACAUAAUGGGCAGUGAUAUUCCCGACGUAAAGUAACGACAUCUACUUUAGACUAACUCAUCCGAUCCUCGCGUCCAAUUACCCCAGCGGCAGUGUCGAUGAGACGGCGAGCACCUGAAGGCGUGCAACCGGAAAAUCAGAAGAGCAGGGGAACAGUCGACUCCGCUGCUCGACUUUGGAACGUCGAGAAGCAGAGGCGAAGCUUGAUUCAAUUCAACUGAAGGAUUCGUAAACGCCUUGAUACUGUAUUGCGUAUGUGUCGAUCAACGAGACUUUGAAGUCCUUCGCGUACGAUGGAUUCAGUUGGAACGUACAACGCUGUAACUAAGCUUACUACUGGUGAUGAGCACUGAAUCAGCUUCUGAAGUUUUUUCUUGCUGGAGAGAACUAUACUCGUGACGUCGAACUUGUGCAGAAUUUUUGAUCGUGGAAUUGAAGCCUUUAGGAUGCUGAAAUAUUUUCCUCUUGAGCUACAAUUGUCUGCCCCGGGCGCAGCUCCCAGUUCCUGCUGUCGAUGUACCAGAAAUUCAAGGUUUUUACCACGCUCGGACGAAAAGAAGAACCUGUUGGAACAGAAGGAGCAUCGCGUUGGCUGAUUUAUUUUGGAACUCAUUCCAGUGUGCUGUGUAUACUUGCUUUGUUGUGUACGUAUAAAAAUGUCUGGUGAAAAUGGAACGCAUUGCAUUUUCUGCACAUUGCCCAGCGUGUUUCCUUCGUGUGUGCAAACUGUAACACUGGUGAGGGUGUGAUUUUCCAUCUUGGGUGUGAAGAGCUUGCAGAUUAUUGCCUUCUGUGAGGGCUUGAUUGCGGAGGGUUUGUCUGGUGGGGUAAGGCAUGCGUGCAGUGCUGGUGUGAUGUUUCACGAGGUUCGACAGAGGACCAGAACAUCCAAGGACCGGCAUCGCGUAGAUGACGGGAGUGCGGAUCAGGAUGACAGGACCAGGAGGACGCUGAUCCGGCUAGCUGGCAAAGAAGAGGAGCAGCUUUUGAGUGGACCCGCUGCUUUAGCGUGUGUCUUGUUUUAUGUGGGCAUGCUGGUGCUGUGUCUUGUCCAGGAUGCCCGCUUGCCCGACGCUCGAACAAUAGCUGAUGCAGCAACUACGACAAGCCCAAACUCGAUGCCUGAAUUUGUGGAAGAACGGGCCAGGAUGGUGUUGAAGGAGUUGACGUCGCUGGGGCCAAGGCCAACUGGCAGUUAUGAGAAUGAGGUGCUGGCUGUGGAAGUGGUGAAGCAGCACGUGGCACUGGUGAAUCGCACGCUGGACCCGCGGGUCCACCGACUCGAGAUGGACGUGCAGGUUGUGUCAGGAUCCUUCUCGCUGGAGAUGUUGGGCUCGUGGUUUGCUAGCGAGUACAAGCAUGUGCAGAAUGUGGUGGUACGUCUUAGUCCAGCAACAAUAAUGUCGCCGGAUGGUGACGGAGGCAACGACGCGAAGAAACACAGUAAUGACAAGAACGCACUCCUGCUCAAUUGUCAUUUGGACAGCGUGCCUUUCAGUCCCGGUGCGAGUGACGAUGCAGCCAGCUGCGCCGUCAUGCUCCAAGUGUUGGAUGCCGUGACUCGACAAGCCAUCCCGUUGCUUCGUCCCAUCGUUUUUCUUUGGAAUGGUGCCGAAGAGAACCUACUGCAGGCUUCGCAUGGGUUCAUAACUCAACACCCGUGGGCCCGGGGCCUAGCUGCCUUCGUCAACCUAGAGGCAUGUGGGGCAGGUGGGCGGGAAGUGGUGUUUCAGGCUGGACCCGAUUGUCCUUGGCUGGUUGAGGCCUACAGCAAGUCUGUUCCGUAUCCCGCAGGCUCCAUCGUGGGCCAGGACGUGUUCGAUUCGGGUCUCGUGCCCGGAGACACUGACUUCCGAAUCUUCCGUGACUUCGGUGGUCUCUCGGGUCUCGACAUGGCCUUCAUCGUGAAUGGCUAUGUGUACCACACCCCACGUGACACCGAGGACCGCAUCCCACCUGGCUCCCUGCAGCGUGCUGGUGACAAUGUUUUGGCUCUUGUGCGACACCUAACCAUGACCAAUAGUGAUGGUGACUCCAAUGGUAACAACAGUGUGAACCGUGACUCUGAAGAACAACAACGACGACAAGAAAGCGGCGGCAAGGUCAUCUUUUUUGACUUGUUGGGCAUCGUGAUGAUCACGUACCGAACGAAAUUCACCGGAGCUGUACUUGUAGGACUAGCACUGGCAACAACGGCUGUAUGCACAUGGCUCAGACACCGGCCACGGUCUCGGGCUGGUGUCCGAGCCCGAAUAACCGCUGCAGCCAUGGCAUUCUGCGUGUUGCCUGUUUCGUGGCUGUGUGCCCUGGCUGCCAAUGCCUGCGUUGCCGCACUGACGCACUGGUGUGGCAAAACCAUGUCCUACUAUGGACACAUGGGUUGGGUCUUCCCGUUGUUCCUGCCUGUCCCAUUGGCUGUUGUGUCUCUGGUCCAGGCUAAACUCAUGCAGCUCGCAAUGCAAAUGCUCUCCUUACACAGGCAUGACAAUAACGGACGGGGAAAACAACAACCAUUGCUAAACAGACAGAAGGACGGAGCCUGUGGUUCCAUGUUUACGCGACAAGAGGUGGAUGAGGAAGAAGAGAAGCUGUACAACAAAGAAGAAGGGCUGGAGGAAUGGGGGUCGUGGCCGAUGAGAACUGGAGGCAUUGCUGUUCUUGUUUUUGACGCAUUGGUGGAUGCAACGCGACUGUGGCUUGUCCUUGCCCUCGGGCUACUUUCCCUGACUGGCCGUGGUUCCGUCUUCCUGCCCACAUUGGCACUUCUGUUGCCUGCAGUUGGCGAGCUGCUGGCCAUGGGGCUCCGAUUGCGAAAAUUCCACUGGACGUGGCUUUGUGUGUACCUGAGCAGUCAAACCGUGCACCUACUUGCCCUGAUGACAAUUGCCAUGCAAGGCGCGCAAGUGUUUGUGCCAGUGACUGGUCGCACCGGUGGAGGCGUGAAUGCAGACCUGGCCCUGGGCUGCCUCAACGGCAUCUGCUUCCUACUCAUCACCCUCUUCCUCAUGCCGCUGCUGCAGGUGAUGGGCAGUCAGCAACGCCGACGGCUCCAGUGGGCGUGUGUGGCCGUGACGGGCCUGGUUGUGGUUGCCCUGAUGGCCACCAAUGUGGGCUUCCCGUAUCGCGCGAGUGAGGACAGCCCUCGACUGCAGCGCUUUCUAGUGGCGCACACUUGGCGUCGGUUCCAUGGGCCAGAUGGACGGGUGUUGCGCGAAGACGCUGGGAUGUGGGUCACGCACCUGGACGCGCACGCAGGGACAACGUUGGCCCGACAUUUGCUGGAGUUGCCUCAUCCUCUCAAUGGUGCUGCUGAUGCUGCUGCAGAGUCAGAGCACAGGCAAGGAGACAAUGAUGAUGUUCAGCACUUUGGGCUGGACGACUGUGAGGAGCGAAUGUGGUGUCACGCACCUGUUUACUACCCCGCUGUCCGACUCCUGUCGGCUGCGUCUUGGGUUCCAGCUCCCAAGCCAGCAGUUGUUAGGUCCACACCUGUGCUUGUGUGGAGUGCGAGUCAAGUGGAGCGAAAUGUCUACAAUGUGUCUCUCAGAAUCCAAGGGCCGGAUCACAUGACUCUCAUCGUGUCCCCGAAUUUUGGCUGGCAAAUGGACAGCUGGUCCUUGGCAGGCCCCGUGCACGAUUCGCAGCUGGCCUAUUCUGGACGUCGCACUUACUUUCUCUACUUUUCUUACGGUCUGCAGCCGGAUCUUUGGACGCCUUGGUUUCUGCUCAAGAAGGACGCUUCCGAUCCAGGAGCAACAAAAGGAGAUGUGGACGAGCUUCUUGAGUUGGGACUCACGGGCCACUCAAUCCACGGCAAUGACGCGCAGGAUGAUUACCUGUCUGCGUUUCUGGCCCGGUUCCCAGCCUGGACUUACCCUGCAGGCUGGACAUGUACCUACGACAAUUACCGCAUUUCUCGUUCAAACAGCUAAAAUCUCACUUCGCCAAGAAGUUAUGGGCUAGCGGUUGAGACGACUUUUUCCUCGGCUUCUUUGGUGCAUUUGAAUAGGGCAUUGCAUGGGAAAUGCAGACUCUUUUGGUGUGUCUCA